GGAUGUGAUUUUUGAAUGGCGUGCGCAUUCUUCUUAUGAAUCAAACCGACACUGACUUUAUUAUGGUCAAAUUGUUUUCGUCGCAAGGAGUUUGCCUUCAUAGCGCACCCAAAAUAGAAGAAAGCGAUAACUUGUUUGGUUUGGUGCAUGUUUUUCAACAAUUUUCAAGAGAAGUCAACGGAGGAGAACUACAUAGAUUAGUGUUUCAAGCUCCUGUCAACUUUCAAAACACUUUUACCACGAGUUUGAGUGGUAGACUGUACGAUUGGAAAGAACACGAAAAGGAAGCUAUUCAAGUUGUGCUCGAUAAUACAAGCCCUAUAUGUAUUAUAGUAAAAGCCAGUUUGUCGCUAUCGGUGGACAAGUUGAACCGUUUGAUGGACGAUAUUAAACAAUGUAUUCGAAAACACCACAAGCAGACGAUGCUUGAAAAGAAUAAUACUUUUCUCGAAGAGAAUAUCUCCCAUUUACCCGAUCAAGUUAAACAGAUGGUGACUGAACUGACCACAAAAGUGAUGUCGCAGAGUGUUCAAUCGGUCUUGGAGAGUUCUUAAGCGAAAGUUUUCCAAUACCUGUGUAAAGUUUGUAUUAUUUCGCGAUCUUUUUCAGUUCUUUAUAUUCUCGUCUAGUUGCCUCUUGUAACAUUUCGCAGUCUACGUCAAUAGCGUACACUUGAAUAUACCUAAUUACACUGCCUCUGAUAAAAGAAUUCUUCAAAGUCAUCUAUAAAGAACUUUCCGUUACCCUCAAAAAGUAAACCCAAAAAGAAACCUACCAACUGCGGACAAGUUUCGACGUUGAGUAUUUCAAUAUCUUCCAACUUUAUAUUCAGAUACUGAUCGACCGAGUGUACCUUGCCUCGAAUAAUUACGUCAUUUUUGAGUUCUACAGUCACUGUUUUGCCGAUAAAGGUUUUGAAAAACGAGAAGAAUAGCAUCGAGUCUUCAAAACAACUGCUGUUUCUUCCUUCUCCUAAGAAUGGCCGUCCCUCUUUUUGGAAAUGAUAAAAGUAAUUUCGUGGCUCAAGUAUUUCACUAGACAUUGUCGAACUUUCUUUCCAAUGACUCGGGCAACAUUUUUGUGAAUAAAAAUUGUUUUUGAUAU
Galdieria sulphuraria is the source of this 1104-nucleotide messenger RNA. RefSeq lists its product as hypothetical. The transcript has 7 exons. The coding region runs from base 36 to 554 and encodes 172 amino acids. Lineage: Eukaryota; Rhodophyta; Bangiophyceae; Galdieriales; Galdieriaceae. The record is from RefSeq and is a predicted model, not a curated record.